Molecule: messenger RNA, 6592 nt
Organism: Pungitius pungitius (ninespine stickleback)
Lineage: Eukaryota; Metazoa; Chordata; Actinopteri; Perciformes; Gasterosteidae
Product: collagen alpha-1(XVII) chain-like
Exons: 55
Coding region: 237-5744 (1835 amino acids)
Biological process (GO): extracellular matrix organization
Molecular function (GO): extracellular matrix structural constituent conferring tensile strength
Source: RefSeq, a predicted model, not a curated record
GCGCGGCUGGGACCUGUGCCCAAAAUCUCUGUUUUAACUCGCCUGGGACGGUUUAGCAAAAAAAAAAAAAAAAAACCGCACAAAAGGACCGAAGCCUUUAAGAACGUCCCACCGCGGCGCGUCAACUUGACAUAAAACACAUUAUCUCUCCACUGGACCCGAACAGCGCGUCCGUCCUGACAGGAAUCGGGCUUUGAUUGUUUGUUGUUCGAGGAGCUGGCUGAAGAUAAAAUGGGAUGGACGAGUUAACGAGACAGAUGGACUUCUCAGGGGGCCUGUCAGAGGAAAAGGUUGUGCGAGAAACGGUAACCUCCACAUCCAGACUGACUUCUCUGCCACCAAAGGGAACCAGUGGAUCAAAUCACAGGAACAUGUCCAGCGGUGCUGGGGGGUUGGGCUUGGAGAAGAAUGUCUUAACCCAAAACAGCAGUGGAACUUAUUUCACUUCAUCGGCUGUAGGCGUGAACACCACCAGCUACGGCUCCUCUUCGGGAGUCUACCUGGGAGGAGACUCCUCAGGAGGUGAUGGAGGGGGGAUCUUCAUAGACGGAGAGGGCUUCGGAAGCGCAGGGGGAGGCGGAGGAGGCGGGGGAGGCGGGGGAGGCGGGGGAGGCGGAGGAGGCAGUUAUCUCGUCAGCUCUGUGUCAAAGGUCAGGUCCAGCUCGUCGGGUGGUGCCAGGCAGGCGCAGACUGACGGCUCGUCAGGAGGCCUGUCGCCAGUUUCCCGGGAGAGGAAGAACGUGUCCGUCCGCUCAGGAGGUUAUGAGGGAAGUUCCAGCGGCAAUUCCUCCCCAGAGUUCACUCGUAAAGAUUAUGGAAUCUAUUGCUCCAGCGGCACAAGAGGGAGGAGCGAAAGCCGAGAGAGCGCGAUCAGAGCGAGAUUACAAAGUGCCUCUCCCAGUGCCAGCAGAUGGACGGAGUUGGAUGAUGUGAAGAAGCUGCUGAAGGGACGCUCCUGCAGCGUCAGCCCCACGCGCUCCUCCACCGCCUCCAUCACCCUGCCUGUCCCUAAAAAGGCCAGCGUGGAAACCAAGACCAUCUCUGUCGCCUGUCAGUCGGGUUCACCAACCUCGUUUGGCUCUGGUGUGAGAUCAACCGGGUUCCAGACCAUUGAUACAUCAGGCUUUUAUGAUACUGGUCUGACAUCUGAGAAGUUUGAUUCUGGUGUAAAAUCAGGCCACUAUGAUGCCACCCUGAAAUCAGGGCAAUAUGAUACUGGCGUUAAAUCGGGCCAUUAUGGUGUUAGUCUGAAAUCAGGCCAGUAUGAUACUGGUGUGAAGUCAGGACAAUUUGACACAAGUUUAAAAUCAGGGCAGUAUGACACCACUGUGAGAUCAGCCCAGUAUGAUACUGGUGUAAGAUCAGCCCAGUAUGAUACUGGUGUAAGAUCAGCCCUGUAUGAUACUAGUGUAAGAUCAGCCCAGUAUGAUACUGGUGUCAGAUCAGCCCAGUUUGAUACUGGUGUGAGAUCAGUCCAGUAUGAUACUAGUGUGAGAUCAGGCCAGUAUGACACUGGUGUGAGAUCAAGACAGUAUGACACACUGGACGCUACACUUCCCACCUUCUCUUGGUCCACCACGACCCUGCCAUCCGCCUCCACCACAGUGAUUGCUGGCAACACCACCAGCAGCAGCAGCAGCUACGCGUACCAAGGGGGCACCAACAACAUGGCAGGCGGGACGUCCCCGGUUGGCCUCACGUCACCUUCUUCCCUGUCAGUUUAUGGCUUCCAGAAUAAUCUGGCUUCUACUUCCCCCAGUGUGCUCACCACUAGUGGAGGCAACGUUCAUGCCUCCGCUGGAGGUUAUGGCGUUCAGAAGAACUUGUCAAAUGGUGGUGGUGGCGUGGUCAGCUCUGGUGUCUCUACAACCACUAGAUCCCAAGCUGAUGAUUCGUAUAAGAAAGACUACAAGUUCCUAGUCUCUGACAAGGAGAACGCUCCAGUCAAGAGGGAUGCAGAAAUUCUCAUUUUGGCCAAAGACAGCGGGAAGCAUUUCACCAGCAGCAGCGUUCAGAUGGGAGGAGGAUCGAUAUCAGGAGAUUCAAUGAUGAAAGAGAAGCUUAUUUCAAGCUACAGUGAGACAAUGCCACUGAAGACAGAGAAAGGCAACUCCUACUAUGGUUCAUCUGGAGUUGUAAUGAAAGACAAAGCCACCUAUGCAGAGAUUCACAAGGAGAACGGCGUCUUCGGAGGUGGAGGACUGUGCUGCUGCUCCGAUGCCUGUUGCUCUUGGUGGAAAUGGCUGCUGGGUCUCCUCCUCCUCUCCCUGCUCCUGCUAGGACUCCUGUUUGGGCUCAUUGCACUGGCUGAAGACGUGAGAGCUCUGAAGAAUCGAGUGUCUACGCUGGAGGCCGAGUCCUCGGUGACCUCCGCCCGUACGAGCCGCUUCUCUAACAAUGACAUCAACGCCUUCGGGGCAGCCGGCGCCGGAGGUGCCGCGCACUCUGACAACGUGCUGCACGUCAACGCUGGAGGCGGAGGCUCAACCUCCAAAACUCAAAUCGGGAUUGCAGCUGGGUCCGGCGGCUCGUCUGGCGGAAACGGCGUCGAUGUCAUCGUCGGAACUGGUUCUGCUGGCACUGCUGGGGCCGGUUGGGCCGGCGGGUCCAUCGGGGCCGGUGCUGCAGGCGCCGGUACCAGCUUAAGUGGCAGUUCAAGCAGCGGUGGCAGUACUGGUACCAGUUCCAGCAGAAGUUCUGGCAGUUCUGGCAGUUUUGGCAGUUCCGGCAGUUCUGGCAGUUCUGGCCGUGCUGGCGGCACCAGCUUCAGUGCCACCGAUCUGGAGACGGGAGGAAGCAGAGGACAAAUAGACGUUGCUUCUCUUCAGAUGACAAUCCACCAGAUGUUAAGGAGUGAAAUGCAGUCACAGUCAUACAGAGCUUUUCUAGCGUCGACGGUGCAGGGAGAGAGAGGACUGCCUGGACCUAAAGGGGACUCUGGAUUUAAAGGAGAUCCUGGUUUCCCUGGAAUUCCAGGUGCUCCGGGUGCAGUUGGACGUGCAGGCCCUGAAGGUCAAAAAGGACAGAAAGGAAGCCAAGGUGAUCACGGACAGGACGGCGCACCCGGUGUCAGGGGUCGCGAGGGUCCUGCUGGCGCCAGAGGUGAGGCAGGACCUUCAGGCUUUGGAACGAAAGGUGAAAGAGGAGCCCCUGGUGAUCCUGGACCCGUCGGCCCGACCGGACAAAAAGGUGUCCCUGGAGUUCAUGGACUUUCUGGAGCACCAGGUAUCCAGGGCUUCCGUGGUGAGGCAGGGGAACCUGGACCCAAAGGUGACAGAGGCCUUGCUGGACUUCAAGGACUUAAAGGUGAAACCGGUGACAUGGGUCUCAGAGGUGCCAAAGGUGAUCCUGGGAUGCAAGGGGUGGCAGGAGAGAGAGGACCCAAAGGGUCCAGUGGGGACAUUGGACCUGCUGGGCCACCUGGACUCAGAGGUCCUUCCGGGCCUCCUGGAGAUUCAACUUCACUUCUAGGAGUCUCUAGGCUUCAAGGACCACCAGGGAUACCGGGGAAUCCAGGAAGACCAGGCCCUAAAGGAGAAACAGGUGAACCAGGAAGAAUCAUCAAUGCAGCUGGCUCCACGUCUUUCGGCAUUCCAGGACCACCUGGCCCUCCCGGUCCUGCAGGUCCUGCAGGUCCUCAAGGAUUAUCAGGUCCCGUUGGCCCCGCUGGUCCGCCCGGCCAAGCUGGUGUUAAAGGUGACAGGGGAUACAGGGGAGAGCAGGGAGAGCAAGCAAUAAGUGUGAGAACCAGUGAAAACUCAAGGCUGUUCAGUGCCAGUGGAGGUUCAGGACAACCAGGCCCACCCGGCCCACCGGGUCAACCUGGACGUCCAGGGGAUUCAAGACAAGGACCCCCAGGACCACCUGGGCCUCCAGGUCCUACAGGAUAUGGAAGAACAGGACCUAAAGGAGACAAAGGAGACGCAGGCUUUGCAUCCAGCAGUGGAACUGUAUAUAGUGGACAACCGGGACCACCUGGACCACCUGGACCUUAUGGGCCCAAAGGAUCAACAGGAAGUCCUGGACCAAGAGGUUUCCAAGGUGAUCCAGGCCAACCAGGGGUGCCCGGUAUCCCGGGAAGCUCUGAGAGAGUGUCGACUUACAGCGGAGGAAACGGGAUCCCUGGACCACCAGGUCCACCGGGACGUCCUGGACUUCCUGGGCCACAAGGAAUUAAAGGGGACACUGGAGCUCCUGGCUUUUCUGGCUCUUCAAGAGGCUCCAUCUCAGUCACCUCAGGCCCGCCUGGCCCCGCAGGUCCCCCAGGUCCUCCAGGCCCGACGGGCUCCUUCGCAUCUUCUAGUGAGAUGCGUCUGUACAUCAAUGACUACCUAAGUAGAAGCAGACAAUCUAGUAUCCCCGGACCUCCAGGUCCACCUGGACCUCCAGGAAUCCCAGGAACCUUCUCGGGCUCCAUCGAUGACAUCUCCGCUCGUGUCAUUGCAUAUCUGCAACGUUCUGGCUCAGGCUUUAGCAUUGGUGGUCAGGGUCUUCCAGGACCACCUGGUCCACCUGGUCCUGGCUCCGGAUCCCUGACGGUCAGCGGUCUCAUCGUCAUGCUUCAGAGAGACGAUGUGAGGCGAUAUUUGUCGGGACCACAAGGGCCACAGGGACCACCUGGACCUCCAGGCCAAUCAGGAGGCAUUUCAAGCAGUUACAAUAUUGAGGAGAUAGCCACAUAUGUCUUCAAUACCAUGAGAGAAAGAGGGAUUGCAAGAGGUCCGCCCGGACCGCCCGGUCCUGCUGGGCCCGCUGGUGCCGGUGGAUCUGGCUUCACCACCGCUACGAUUGACUAUACCGCACUAAUGAGAAAUUCAGACUUCCGCUCUUGGAUUAAUUCCGCGGUACAAAGCGGCCCUCCUGGUUCGCCUGGUGUCCCGGGGCAACCUGGCCCUCCUGGUCCUCAGGGGCCAGCAGGAGUCUCCACUUCCACUGUGAUUGGGUCGGGAGGUCGUGGCUACAGUUUGGAGGAAAUUCAGCGUUACCUGCAGAGUUCUGGUUUCCGAGCUAUUCCCGGCCCUCCUGGUCCUCAGGGUCCACAGGGACCUCAGGGUCCACCAGGAAGUUACAGUGGAUUGAUUUCCUAUGAUGGAAACCGUGAGCGUCUUCGCGCUGAAGUUCAGGAGUAUCUGACGAGUGACGUUGUCCGUCGUUCCAUCGUUGGACCGCCGGGUUCUCCAGGGCCGAGGGGUCAGAAGGGAGAACAAGGAGAGCCGGGCUACAUCCAGGGCUACGCGCAGAGCCAGAGCUACGCCGCCAGUGACCCUCGAUACGGCUCCGAGCGCCGCAGUGCCGACAUCAGCAGGCUCGCCGAGAAUCUGGAUUACUCCAGCGUCGCCAUAAAAGUCACCGACUACAUCAAGAAUCAAGGCCUGCUGCAGGAGUAUCUGGUCGAGGGCCCUUCGAGGUCAAAUGUGAGAGCAAUUCAAGGCCCCCCCGGCCCACCUGGCCCCGCCGGACCGCCCGGUCAGAGCCGCGUCAUCGGCUCCUAUGGCAACGUCACAGCUGACCUCAUGGAGUUCUUCAGAACGUACGGCACCAUCUCCGGACCUCCGGGGGGCCCUGGACCAAAGGGUGACAGAGGGUACCCGGGACCCAGAGGAGAAAAGGGUGAUCCCGGGCACCCAGGUUUAGCAGGACUACCAGGGGCCUACACUGUCCAAAUUCCACACAGAGUGCAGAAAAGGGAUGCAGGAGGUAAAGUCGUUGGUCAUCGCCACCGCCGUCACUCCAUCGGUGGCUAAACCUACUACUGGAUCAAGUCAGAUUCAUCUUUAGUCACCUUUUUUUAAACGUGUUAAACUGUAGCAAUGCAAGUAGUUGAAAAGCUUCUAAUAGUUUCUAGCUGUAGGAAAAUCACCGGAUAAUUUAAUAAAAGGGGUUACAUAUGUAAUUUGUUUAAAGGGCUAGAGUAGAGGCAUGGAUUAAGCUGCUGGUUGGUGUUGUCACACAGACUGGAUUAUUUUAGACAGGUGGGUGUAUAAUGUUUACUUUUCUAAUCAAGCUUGCAAUCCAACUUCUUUUGCAGGGGCACCUUUGUUUAAGAGGGUAUCUAUCAUUAAGAAAUAAAUAGCUAAGCAGUAUUUCAAUUGCACUUUGCCUCUUUUCGCAACGCUCAUGUAAAUUGGUGUAUGUUUUUUUUUCUUUUCUAUUUGUUGUCGUUUGAUUUAACAUUUAACAGAGUCCUCAAUCAAAUCAAAGGUUCAUGAAAUACUGUUUUCCGUUCACCCUGAAUUAAUUAUAAAACAAUUUACAUUAGUAAAUAAAGGGAUGAGUCAUUACGAUAAUUAUUUGUGCAACAGCGAGGGGCCUUUGGUUACAGUAAAUGUUGCUGUAAUGAAGACUAAUGAUUUACUUUAGUUUGUUGGUAAAAUAAAUACAAUUGUUUAUUGAAAAACAGAUAAUCACUUAAAUGCCUGAUUGGAUUGUAUAUUUUUGUACGAGUGCACUGAAAUGGAUAUAUUUUCUUUAAACCAAGAAGUGUUGAAAAGAUUAACUCAUAAAAUGUUCCCAGAUCAUGUUUAUCGUAAUUCACUAAUUAAUUCAUCUGAUCAAUUAUUUGAAGGGAAGAAAAAUAAAAUCUAUUUUUGGA